Molecule: messenger RNA, 1645 nt
Organism: Scomber japonicus (chub mackerel)
Lineage: Eukaryota; Metazoa; Chordata; Actinopteri; Scombriformes; Scombridae
Gene: slc25a43
Product: solute carrier family 25 member 43
Exons: 5
Coding region: 64-1098 (344 amino acids)
Biological process (GO): transmembrane transport
Source: RefSeq, a predicted model, not a curated record
UUGCCUCUGAGAGAGCCGAAAUCACCCGUUAACCAGAGUGUUUUGAGGAAAGCCAGAACCAGGAUGGCCUCUGUUAAAACGGACGACAGACUGACGAGGUCUCAGGGCUUUUUGUGUGUCGGUUUCGCCGGAUUUUUCAGCAAAACCGUCACGUCACCUUUGGAAGUGGUUAAAAUUAAAAGCCAGGUGGGCACUUUUCACUCUAAACGGGGUUUUUGGCAAAGUUUUCUUCUCAUCUACCAGAAUGAAGGGUUUAAAGGAUUUUGGAAGGGGAAUCUCUUUUCUUGUCUCCGGUUGUUUCCUUACUCUGCAGUCCAUCUGACAACAUAUAAAAAGAUAGUCCACCUUCACAUGGAUGAACUGGGCUUCAUCUCUCAGUGGAGGGCCAUAUUCGCAGGUGGACUGGCAGGUGUUGCCGCUGCCCUGGUCACGUAUCCUCUGGAAGUGGCAGAGACCAGGCUCAUUGUUCAGAACUGCAGAGAGCCCACAUACGUUGGCGUCAUUCACACUCUCUCAAAGAUCUCCAGGAGUGAAGGGCUGCUUGCUCUCUAUAGGGGCUUUUCCCUCACUGUCUUGGGUGCAUUUCCGUUUUCUGUUGGAUGCUAUGCGGUCUACAUGAACUUGGACAAGCUGUGGCAGGAGCCUCCUUCUCGCUUCUCCUCCCUCCAGAACUUCAUUAAUGGUUGUCUUGCAGCAGGAGUGGCUCAAACACUCUCCUACCCUUUUGAAACUGUGAAACGGAAGAUGCAGGCGCAGAGUGCCCGUCUCCCCCAUUUUGGUGGAGUUGAUGUUCAUUUCAAUGGAGUGGUCGACUGUUUCAUACAGGUGGUCAGAAACAAGGGCGUCCUCUCACUCUGGAACGGUCUUACCGCUAACACAAUAAAGAUUGUUCCUUACUUUGGCCUUCUCUUCACCUGCUUUGAGAUGUGUAAGCAGGUUUGCCUUUACCGCAACGGGUACAUCAUCUCACCUCUGAGUUACAAGCUUACUCCGGGGGUCGACCAGAGCCUAGGGCCGAACGAGCUUCAAGAAGUGAAGCGUUACUUGAGAAACAGGAACUUUGGGUCAGGAGAGUCGUCUUUUGGAAACCGCUGGUGAAACUUCAAAUGAGAGGAUGUCUCGUGAAAAGCAUCAAAUCUUGCACUCACUUGACCGACAGAGUCCAAAUGGGUCAUAAAUAUUCAUUGGACUUCAGAGUCAAGUAACAAUUACAUAACAUUGUUUUCCCAGUGUUAUAUCUCCAUUACAGCAAUUAACACAUGUUCACUGUAUCUUGUUGCAGCAACAGCCUACCUCUUUCAGAACACUGUUAUUUUAUCUGACAGUAUUGUAAAAUGGUUUGUUCACUCAACCAUGAUGUAUUUCCAUGACUGUCUUUAACUUAAUAUUAUGUGCCUUGAGCGUUACUUACUUAUUUUGGGGCUUAUUCAGUUAUAGCAACAAUCAUGUAGUACUACAGUGUAUUCACAUGCAGUAGGCUGAAAAUGCUCUUUCAUGUCUUGAACUAAAAUUUGAGCAUCAUGAAUGUGUAAUAUUGUCGUAUUAUAUGCAAUUUUGUGUGAUAGAUUCUAUUUUUAAUGUAUAAAAAAGCAAAAUGUUGAUUUUGAUGAGAGAAAGGUGCAUGAAACAUUAAAAUGGCUUUUUA